This is a messenger RNA of Elgaria multicarinata webbii, 1880 nucleotides long. It is a transcript of the gene TRIM13, whose product is annotated as tripartite motif containing 13. The record is from RefSeq and is a predicted model, not a curated record. Gene Ontology annotation, biological process: protein ubiquitination; positive regulation of macroautophagy; positive regulation of canonical NF-kappaB signal transduction. Gene Ontology annotation, cellular component: cytoplasm. NCBI's taxonomy places the organism in Eukaryota, Metazoa, Chordata, Lepidosauria, Squamata, Anguidae. The transcript is spliced from 2 exons. The coding region runs from base 115 to 1341 and encodes 408 amino acids. Gene Ontology annotation, molecular function: zinc ion binding; ubiquitin protein ligase activity.
ACUCAUCAGUUCUAUGGGCCGCAGGCGGGACUUCCGUGUCACCUUCGACGGCCUGUCGCCGCUCGCGCCCACGCGUGCUCCGUGUCUCUCUGCUGCUGCUCGUGGGAGACUGCAAUGGAACUCCUUGAAGAAGACCUUACAUGCCCCAUUUGUUGUAGUUUGUUUGAUGAUCCACGUGCACUACCUUGUUCACAUAACUUCUGUAAGAAAUGUUUGGAAGGGAUCUUGGAGGGAAAUGCCCGGAAUGUGAUUUGGAGACAGUCUCUGUUCAAAUGCCCAACAUGUCGGAAAGAAACCACUGUUACAGGGGUUAACAACCUCCAAGUCAACUAUUCCCUAAAAGGUAUUGUGGAGAAGUAUAACAAGAUUAAGGUAACAACAAAAAUGCCUGUGUGUAAAGUGCACAGUGGCCAGCCUCUCAACAUUUUCUGUCAGACAGACACACAGUUGAUAUGUGGUAUCUGUGCAACUCGAGGAGAUCAUAUAAAGCAUGUGUUUUGCUCCAUAGAAGAUGCUUACUUUCAGGAAAAACGUGCUUUUGAGACAUUGUUCCAGGGUUUUGAAACAUGGCGUUGUGGGGAUGCACUUUCUCGCCUCGACACUCUGGAAACCAGCAAGCGGAAAGCCCUCCAGAUGCUGACAAAGGACUAUGACAGAGUAAAAGAUUUUUUUGAGAAAUUGCAGUAUACACUGGAGCAAAAAAAAAAUGAGAUACUUUCAGACUUUGAGACAAUGAAGCUUGCAGUUAUGCAAGCAUAUGACCCAGAAAUCAAUAAACUGAACACUAUUAUACGAGAGCAACGAACAGCUUUUAACAUUGCUGAAGCUUUUAAGGAUGUGUCUGAACCCAUUCUAUUUUUGCAACAGAUGCAAGAAUUUCGAGAGAAAAUCAAAGUGAUCAAGGAAACCAGAUUGCCUUGCCUUACUGUAGAUAUCAACUCCACAAUUAAAGACUUUGAUACUAGCCAGUGGGAACAAUUUAAGCUAGCCGAUGUGGACAAACUUUCUUUACCACAGGAGAAAAGCACUUUUUACUGGGUAAUUUCUCCUUUCUUUUCACCCAAAUUUAUUAUAACUAUUUUGCUUUGCUUGCUUAUAUUUAUUACCAUGCAGAUAUGCUUUAUGGAUUUUCUAGCUGAUACUCUACAGUAUUGGAAAACUGUUCUCUCUGCAUUUGGUUCAGGGUAUCUGGCAGACACAACAGAGAUGGCAGAUCAUGCUAUCUUCUACUGGGAGAAAAUGACAGAUGGUGCUGUAGUUUUAAGUGAAAAAUGUGUAAAUUACACCCUUGUGAUGUUGAAUAACGUUGCUCAGUUUGUGUGCAAAUACAAACUUUUAUAACUAUUAUUAGUGUACAAGAAAUGUAUAUUCAAAGUUAUUGCUUUAGAGUUUGAAAACAAAUCAUUGGUAAACUAGUGGAUCUUUGAAAUUAUGUUGCUCUUCAAGUAUUGAUACUAUUUUUUUUCUGUGGCUUAAGUGUUCAUAUGUUGAAUUUUUUUGCACACUCUGAUUCUGAAAGAAGCUAAUUACAUAUUUGAAAACACCACUUCCUAUUAAUCUUGUUUUUCCAAGGUCAAAGAUAGGACUUGAAUGUAUAAUCUUAUGUAAGAAUCUUAUAUAAGGUUUAUUACUCAAGAUCUACCAGACCAAUUUUGCUAAUUUUUGUUUUAAACUGAAACUUUAGAAAUGUAGACAUGCAGAAAAUUUUGAAACUUCAAAGAAGUUCAAAGUAAUUUGCUCUAUGGUUCAGUGUCGCUUUAUCAUUCUCAGACUACUACCACCCAUGGUGACUUGGGCUUUAGACUACUAUGAAUGAAUAUACAUAGUAUAAUAUGUUAUAAAAAUGAAUUGCAAUAAAGUUGAGUGCAUUUUAGAGUGAA